Dendrobium catenatum is the source of this 3435-nucleotide messenger RNA. RefSeq names its product probable WRKY transcription factor 2. The transcript has 6 exons. Bases 1250 to 3166 code for a protein of 638 amino acids. Lineage: Eukaryota; Viridiplantae; Streptophyta; Magnoliopsida; Asparagales; Orchidaceae. Gene Ontology annotation, biological process: regulation of DNA-templated transcription. Gene Ontology annotation, molecular function: sequence-specific DNA binding; DNA-binding transcription factor activity. The record is from RefSeq and is a predicted model, not a curated record.
AAAAACUAAAAAAACAAAAUUUAGGAGGUUUCCUCUCUCCAACCGAGCGCGACAAACAAAGAAAAAAAAAGUUUUGAGCCAGCUGCUUCUAUCUCCUUCCGAGCACAGAAAGGAUUAUAAGCCAAUCGCCGGUUGCAGCAGGGACGGUUGGCCGCGCUCGCGCCGGUCGCCGCUUAACUAGAUGAGUUUUGUUUUUUUUUAUUUAAAUAUUUACUUAAUUUGAUCUAUAAUAUUAACUAGAUUAAAGAAUUUGUUCAGUGUUUUCUCUUUUUUUAGCUUCACCUACUUCCAAUCUUCAUAUAUUUCGGGAUUUCUUCAUCCUUCUUGGAUGUAUUAAUAUUUUUUCAGUUUCUAAUCCAUUUUAUCCUUUUCUUUUUGUUUUAGUUUCUGCUUCUUCCGUUCUGGAAUUAAGGCUCUGAGGAUUCGGCUCCAUUUCUUGAUAUAACGAUUAUCUUGAACGUAUUUGUUGUGUUCUUGUUGUGUUUAAGUUGACUCAUGGCUUUGAUUUUCUUCCUUGAGGAUUUUUAUAAAGUUCCUGUUAUUCUCCGAGUUUCAUUGUUUAGGGUUUCCUCGUGGGAUGGGGCGAUUUCUCCUCCAUUCACCCCCUACAUCUGCUCUCCAUUUUCCUUGCAUCUGUUCCCCGACCCCCGCUCUCUCUCCAUCUCUCCCGCUUCUGCAAUCGGGAAGAAGGCGAAGGGUGGGUCUCCCGUACCUCGCCAGAUCAUUUCCACGGACUGCUGAUUGUGCUGCGUUUUUUAUUUCCUUAAAAUUUAAAAUUCGAAACGUUUGUUUAUGACCUAGUUCUGCUUACGAAGGAUUAUAGUUACGACUAGAAAUUAAGAAUUUCAACCCGGAGGGCUACCGGAGUGGUACAUGCCCGAUCUCCUUCUUGUUUUUCUGUAGUUUUUUUUUUUUUUGUUCGCAAUUUAAUGUGUGUAACUGCAUCAUCUCAUGCAAUUUCCUGUUUCAUUUCUGAAGAGCACUUUAUACCCUUUUUAGUUUCCAUCAUUGUACUGAAAAUUAGCUUUUCCUUUAAAUGCUUUGUUAGAAAUAAAAUUUAGUUUUAAAUGGAAUACGAGACGAGGAAUUACACAAGAAUUGUGCUCCAUGAACAAGCAAUUUAAGGGUUUCCUCGUGGGAUGGUGCGAUUUCUCCUACAUUCAAUCAAUUUGUUCUAGAUUUCUUAGUGUUUUGUAGGUUUUUAAAGGAGUGUCUUCUUCCAAAGUCCCUUGAAAAGAGUUGACGCAUUAUGGCUGGGAUGGAUGACGAUGUAUCUGCAUUUGAUGACUGGUUGCCUUCAAGUAUCAGCCCAAAAACACUUUUUUCAGACGAUUCAUCGCAAAAAACAAACGAUGGUUCUCUAUCAGAGCCAAGAAAGCCAGGAGUUGUUGUCAAUGAUAGUAACCAAGAUUGUGCGACUGGAAUCCAGGUUUCAGAAGAAUAUUCGACAGAAUUGAACACCUAUAAUGUGCCAAAAUCCAGCACUCGAGGUGCAUUGUCUAAGAGAAUUGCUGGAAGAGCUGGCUUUGGAAAUUUAACCCUUGAUACAUCACAGAUCAGGAAAACUAGCUUUGAUUCCCCAUCCACAAAUGAUCGCUCCCCUUUAAUUACCAUUCCUCCGGGUUUAAGUCCAACAAUGCUGCUCGAUUCGCCAAAUUUGGUUUCUAAUUCUCUGAUUGAGCCAUUUCGGUCUACUGACAAGAUGGACUGCAUGGUGUGUGAUAAUAUUGGAGCUGCUAUUAAUGGUGACAAUAUAGAUCAUGCCACUGAAGAUAUUGAUCCUCCAUUACCUUCCUUUAAGCUGCCUCUGUUGCCUUUUUCAUGUGCAGAAUCAACGCCAGAAUUGAGUAUCCAUCCUCAGCAGCCCAAUCCUCAAGAUGGGUUUUCCACCUUGUCUAAAGAAAAGGGUUCCACUGACACAUUGAAUUCUAACCUCAAUAGCAAUCAUGUCCCUAUUCUUGAUGACCCUCAAGAAGGUGACGAUGGUCCAAAAGGAGAAUUCACUUCUGCUUUUCUUGUUGCUCCAACCAAGGAUGGUUACAACUGGCGCAAGUAUGGUCAAAAGCAGGUGAAGGGUAGCGAAUUUCCGCGAAGCUACUACAAAUGUACCUAUCCAAAUUGUGAGGUGAAGAAGAAGGUGGAGCUCUCUCAGGAUGGCCAUGCCACAGAGAUAAUCUACAAGGGAACUCAUAACCAUUUGAAAUCUUCCAUCCCAUUAUCUCACUCUGGUAAUGACUUGCAGAUUGAUGAACUGGAUCCUAACCAAUAUGCUUCUGUUCCUAUCGAACAAUGCGAGCAAUCAAGUCCUUACGCUGAAACUCCAGAUGGUGCAGACGCUUCAUCAUUUCUUUCAAAUGAUGAUGAGGAUGAACAGGAAACUCAUGGAAGUGCAUCUCCGGAUCGCGACAGCGAUGGAGAUGAAACUGAAUCAAAAAGAAGGAAGCUAGAUGCUUGUGCGCUUGAAAUGAAUGCAGCUUCUAGAGCAGUUCGUGAGGCGAGAGUUGUAGUUCAGACAACCAGUGAGAUUGAUAUACUUGAUGAUGGAUAUCGCUGGCGCAAAUAUGGGCAGAAGGUGGUUAAAGGAAAUCCAAAUCCUAGGAGUUAUUAUAAGUGCACCAAUCCAGGCUGCAAAGUUCGCAAACAUGUGGAACGAGCAGCAUAUGAUGUCAAAUCAGUGAUCACAACCUAUGAAGGAAAGCACAGCCAUGUAGUUCCAACAGCAAGAACUAGUAAUCAAGCAAGCUCGUCCACCGCCUCUAUCAUCACUACCGCAGCAUCACCUUCUUCCUGCCUUCUUCAGAAAAAAGCUGAAGCCGCUAGAAUGGCUGAUUGUUUAGGCAGGUUUGAUACUCCAGCACCUCUUGGGCCUUUUGGCCUACCCAGCAGAGAUCAACAGUUAGGACCAGCAGUCCCCAAUUUCUCUUAUGCAAGAGCACUUCAAGGCUUCAAUCCAAAUGUUGCCAUGGCUGGCUUGGGAAACCAGACAUUCAAAAUGUCGGUUCUCCCUCCACUUCCUGCUUAUAUGUCACAGAAUCACCCGGGUACUGUAGGCUACGUGGUGCAAACAAUUAUGGCUAAGGAAGAACCUGCAGUGAACUCCAGACCGCCGGUUCCCGGUAAUUUGUCGGUCUACCAUUCACUCUCUAGACGGCCUAUGGGACCUUAGCUUUAGAUGCUUAAAAAAACGUAGAUUUUGUGUUCAGUUGCUUAGGACUGGAGGAAAAGGAAGUUCUAAGCUUGCCUUCCUCUAUGGUUUAAGUUUCUUAAGAGAAUUGGGUUGUGGCUUCUAAUGGUGGAUCUUAUAGCUUUAUUUCUAUUUUGGAGUUAAUGGUUUGUAUGAAUUUCUUAUGGAAGUUGCUUUUCAUUACAGCGAGGUGUGUGUGUGUAUGCAAAUUGAUUGAUUUUUUUGAAUAAUAAUGAAUGUUUAAUUAUAGA